Molecule: messenger RNA, 1310 nt
Organism: Coniophora puteana RWD-64-598 SS2
Lineage: Eukaryota; Fungi; Basidiomycota; Agaricomycetes; Boletales; Coniophoraceae
Product: FKBP-like protein
Exons: 4
Coding region: 62-451 (129 amino acids)
Biological process (GO): rRNA processing
Molecular function (GO): peptidyl-prolyl cis-trans isomerase activity; DNA binding
Source: RefSeq, a predicted model, not a curated record
GACCGUGACCGUGUCAGAGCGAACGUCGGCUUGUCUAACUUGUUCAGUUUCUCUGGACUCAAUGGCUAAAAAGCAAGCGGCCGGUGAUAAAAAGGGAGGCGGAUCCAAGCAGCCCAAAGACGACGAUUCUUCGUCCAAAGGGAAAGGCGGAUUGAAACCUGCAACCGCCAUCAAUGUACGCCAUAUCUUGUGCGAGAAGCAUUCAAGAGCUUCAGAGGCUUUGCAGAAGAUACAGGAGGGGCAGCGAUUUGAUAAGGUUGCACAGGAAUACUCGGAGGAUAAGGCUAAAGCGGGAGGAAGCUUGGGAUGGAUGACUCGGGGAUCCAUGGUGGGGCCGUUUCAGGACGCUGCAUUUGCGUUGACUCCUUCAACUGUUGACAAGCCCAUACUAUCUCCUCUUGUCAAGACGAACUUUGGCUACCACGUUAUCAUGGUCGAAGGCAGGCGUUGAAGAUAUUUGCCCGCACUUGCUGUUCUUGCCGGAUGCUUGCUUUUCGUUUACACCAAGCAAGUUAUACAUUAACCGCAUCUUCAACAUGCAUUGCUGUAGUAUUGUAUCUGGAAGCUCGCCAUGUACAUGACCGACGCCCUCAAGUCGUCCAUAUAACCCAUUCAACCGCUAACGAAUCUCUGUCGCUCGUCGCGAAUUGACGAUGAUCAUAAGUAAUGCCUAGGAUGAGUUAUUUGCUAUAUUACUCGCUAUAUGCUAUUGAUUGCUAAAUAACGUCGCCCUAUCUCCUGUGCCAGGGGAGGACACAAAACGAGGGAAACUGGAAGGAGGAUGCAGACGGGGCUGUAAAGGUGAUUGUGGUAGCGGAAGAGGGAAUGGCUGGCCUGAUGGAGACUUCGAAAAUGAUGAUGCACCGGGACGGGCAGGGCUAAGAAGGUCGCUGAUGCGUAUGCGAGACCCCGGUGUAGUCAUGUUGUCAGAAGACUCAGUCACAGAUGACAACGGCGUAUUUCCCGACAUUGCAGUCAUGAUAGGGUACAAGCUAACAUCUUGCCGAUAGGGUGUCAACUCAGGGAAUGCGGAGUGCACAGAUGCCUUCGUCGCAAUCUUGUCCAGCUGGAGUUCUUCGGCAUGGUUCUUGUAAUAAUUGCUAACCUGCGCAGUCGUCUGGGCGCUAUUAGCCGACUCCUUCUGGUGGACCUUCUCAUACAGACACACCUUACUCGGCAUUGAAGCAGCAAUGCGCUUGAAGUCGUCCCCAUACUGACCCAGGAGGGUAAGGAAAAGUGCUAUCCUACGAGUCAGCCCUUCGAGUCCCGUUUCGAAAGGGUUAAUCACUCCGUACAUUUAUCGGCGUCGC